CCGGAAGUACACCGGCUGUCGAGCGAUCCCGGCGACGGCGGAGACGAAAUCUAAUCUAUUGAGUGCAAUAAAUCCUCUCCAUGUACUGUUUAUGCAGUAACUUAUAAUAAGGAGACUUUAUAUGACGUAACGAUUUAAUAAGGAGUUUUUUAUGACGUAACAGUUUAAUAAGGAGACUCGAGAUGUUCAACAGACAGACCAGCCUCUGGAUGGGUGACCUGGACCCCUACAUGGACGAGAACUUCAUCAAGCAGGCCUUCAGCACCAUGGGGGAGACAGCGUUCGGAGUCAAGAUCAUCACCCACAGAAUCACAGGGGGCUCGGCAGGCUACUGCUUUGUGGAGAUGUCUGAUGAGGCGAGCGUGGACCGCUGUGUUCAGAGGCUGAACGGGAAGCUGGUCCCUGGAUCCAACCCUCCCCGCAAGUUUAAGCUAAACUAUGCAACCUACGGGAAACGGCCAGAAGCAGGGCCAGAGUUCUCUGUGUUUGUGGGCGACUUGUCCUCUGAUGUGGACGACUUCCAGCUCCACCAAGUCUUUAAGAAGUACCCCUCCUGCAAAGGGGCCAAGGUGGUGACAGACCAGUACGGGAACUCCAGAGGUUACGGCUUUGUGAAGUUUGGAGAAGAGACGGAGCAGAAGAGGUCCAUCGAGGAGUGCCAGGGAACCGUGCUCGGAGGAAAGCCGCUGCGCCUUAGCAUCGCUGUGGCCAAGAGCCAAAAGGUGAGCAACUACCACGGAGGCCAGGGCCAAGGUUACCAUAGCAACUACAAUCAGCAGCAGUCCGGCUACUAUGGGAGCCAUGGCAACGGAGGGCAGGGGGGUUACUACCCCCAGUGGGGGGGUUAUGACCAGUAUGGUGGCUAUAGCAACAGUGGCUAUAGCAAUGCCGGCUACCCCCCGGGGUACAACUACAACUACGGAGCAUAUGGAUACCCCCCCCCCGGCCACGCAGCGGGCCCUCCCCCCCCUGCUGGAGUCCCGCCCACAUCCACCGAGGCAUCGGGGGCCACAGAGGGUUGCCACGAUGACAGCGGUGAGGUGGAGGACAACGGAGAAGAGCUGGAUGUGGUGGACGUGCUGCAGGCUAACAGAGACUUCAUGGAACACAGCGAAGAACUUUAUGACGCAAUGAUGGACUGCCAGUGGGAGCCCCUUGACACCAUUACCUCCCCCAUCCCCUCCCUCUCCUGAGGCCCCUCCCCCAUUACCUUCCUCUCCUGAGGCUCCUCCCCCAUCCCCUCCCUCUCCGGAGGCCCCUCCCUCAUCCCCUCCCUCUCC
This is a messenger RNA of Gadus chalcogrammus (walleye pollock), 1280 nucleotides long. It is a transcript of the gene trnau1apb, whose product is annotated as tRNA selenocysteine 1 associated protein 1b. The transcript is spliced from 9 exons. The record is from RefSeq and is a predicted model, not a curated record. Gene Ontology annotation, molecular function: RNA binding. Bases 183 to 1193 code for a protein of 336 amino acids. Lineage: Eukaryota; Metazoa; Chordata; Actinopteri; Gadiformes; Gadidae.